ACACUCAACCAUGCUUGGACUUCCAGUUGACGAGAAACACAAGCAAUGCAAGUCUAAGAAGACCCACCUUAUCGUUGCAGGUGGAUUAAUUGGGUUAAUCCUGCUCUGGUACUUAUCCACUACUUUCUUUACUGGGGUAAUUUUCUCGAAAGUUCCCAAGAAUUCCAAUUUAUGUCCAUUAUUCGACCCAAUUGCUCCUGAGUCCUUCCACAAGGACAACUCCACCGUGCUUUCUAUCUUGUUUGAUGAAACUUAUAGAAACAAAUCCAUUGACAACUUAUCUGGUGCUAUUCAAAUCGAUACUCAAAUCUCUGAUGAUUUAGUUGAUGUUCCAGAAGCACCACAGUUCUGGGCCAAAUUUGAAAAGUUCCAUGAAUACUUGGAACACACCUUCCCCUUGGUGUAUGAAAAAUUGGAAAUUGAACGCAUCAACACUUAUGGAUUGCUCUACCGUUGGAAUGGCUCCUCCUCGGACUUGAAGCCAGUCUUGUUGAUGGCCCAUCAAGACACUGUUCCUGUUCAAAAAGACACCAUUUCCGAUUGGAGUUACCCUCCAUUUUCGGGUCAUUACGACGGCGAUUUCAUUUACGGAAGAGGUGCAGCCGAUUGUAAGAAUGUCGUUAUUGCCAUCUUGGAAACCUUGGAAUUAUUAAUUUCCCAAGAUUACCAACCACAAAGAAGUAUUCUUGUUGCGUUUGGGUUCGAUGAAGAAUCCUCGGGGUAUAUCGGUGCCAGCAAGAUUGCCCAACAUUUAGAAGACACCUUAGGUCCCGAUUCACUCUAUGCUAUCAUUGACGAGGGUGAUGGAUUGAAAGUUGACGACUUGACCAAAACAAUUGUCGCUGUCCCAGGAACCGGCGAAAAGGGAUACAUUGACAUCGAAGUGGAAUUGAGUACUCCUGGAGGUCAUUCUUCUAUUCCGCCUGACCAUACUUCAAUUGGUAUUAUGUCUCAAUUGGCUUAUUUGAUUGAAAAGGAUCCUUAUGAUCCUAUCUUGACAGAAAAGAACCCCACCUUGAGUUAUUACCAAUGUUUGGCUGCUCAUGAUCCAAAGAAGAAUAUCGACUCCAAGUUCAAGAAGACUAUCUUAAAAGCUGCGUUCAACCACCAUGCUAAUAAGAAGUUGAUUAAGUACAUUACCCAAAAUAGAUUCACCAGAUACUUGAUUGGUACUUCACAAGCUUUAGAUAUCAUCAAAGGUGGUGAGAAGAGCAAUGCUUUGCCAGAAGUUACCAGAUUGUUGGUCAACCAUCGUGUUGCAAUUGAAUCAACUAACGACGAAAUUAAACGUCAUUUUAUCAAGCGAGUUAUUAAAGUCGCCACGAAACACCACAUCGCUGUAAAGGCCUUUGGAGUGUAUGUUCAUGGAAAACCAAACAACCCAGCUGGUGAAUUUGUCAUCACUGAAUCGGGCGGUCUUCCACCUGCUCCUCCAACUCCAUUGAAUGACAAAGUAUGGCAAUACUUGUCGGGAGUUACCCGUCAUGUCUUUGAAGAUUUGGUGUUCCCUGAUCUUGACUAUCCAAUUGUUACCAGUCCAGCUAUCAUGACCGGAAACACUGACACUAGACACUAUUGGAAUUUGACUAGAAACAUCUUUAGAUACUCUCCGUUGUUUUCCAAUGGUUUGAUGAACAACAACAUUCACAGUGUGGAUGAAAAGCUCAAGUUUGAUAACCAUUUGCAAUUACAUGCUUUCUUUUACGAAUAUCUUCAAGCUAUUGAUACCAAGGCUGCUGAUAACUAGGUUGUUACAUAGUACAUUUUUAUAGUGUUUUAGCAACUGAGUAAAGAUUUGCCCAAUUACU
Molecule: messenger RNA, 1808 nt
Organism: Spathaspora passalidarum NRRL Y-27907
Lineage: Eukaryota; Fungi; Ascomycota; Pichiomycetes; Serinales; Debaryomycetaceae
Product: M20 family metallopeptidase
Exons: 1
Coding region: 11-1747 (578 amino acids)
Cellular component (GO): fungal-type vacuole lumen
Molecular function (GO): metallocarboxypeptidase activity
Source: RefSeq, a predicted model, not a curated record